Coniosporium apollinis CBS 100218 is the source of this 1419-nucleotide messenger RNA. RefSeq lists its product as uncharacterized. NCBI's taxonomy places the organism in Eukaryota, Fungi, Ascomycota, Dothideomycetes. The record is from RefSeq and is a predicted model, not a curated record. The transcript has a single exon. The coding region runs from base 1 to 1419 and encodes 472 amino acids.
AUGCCUUCCAUGCAACAGGACCAACCGAGCGCCUUCGGAAUGAGCAGCUCUCCUCAAGCCAAGAAGCGCAAUGUACGUGGUUCAACGCCAUCCAGCUCGCCGAUCAAAUCACCACGAGGUGCUGCGAGUCAACCCCGCGGUGAUCGGUCACCAAAUCCUCCAGCUGCACCUGAAGAUGAGGGAGGUCUCCCUAGCCUGGUGUGGAACAAGGUGUUCUAUCCAGCCGCAAGCUUCUUAUUCUCAGUCCUCCAGUCGGCGCUUAAGCUUUUGAGGCCGCUCUUAGUGUACGCGCUGGCACUCUGGCUCCUGAUCGGUACAGGCAUCGUCCUCCGCAAUCUGGUCACAUCGAGCGUAUCGAAUGCCUUAGCACCCUUAUGUCACAUCCCAGGCAUGUCACGCGUUGUUCCCCUCUGCGAAUAUGCCAAACAUCCACAGCCCGCCGGGGCGCCAGAGUUCGAUCAGCUCAUGACCGUCCAAUCCGCGUUCGAGGAUGUGCUCUCAUCCUCUUCAGAAAGCGCCACGCUGCCAAUGGACAUGAAGCGCAGCGAGCUCUCUAUACGCGAUCUUCGCAGUGUUGUCAGCUUCUCAUCACUUCCAUCCCGCAACGAGCUCGUCUUCGAGUUUGGCGGCUUCAUUGACACUGCCCGGCAAGCUUCGAUGGACCUGACAAAGUUCAAUUCGCGGAUCGGGAGGGCAGUCGAUCACAUCCUGAGCACGAACCGCUGGACCCUCCAAGUCAUCGACGGCAUCACCGAGCGCGAGGCCGCCAGGGGCUCGCUGACUCGCUUCUUCACCGAUACAGUCAUGGGGCCAUUUACCUCACGGCAAACAACCGACGAGAUGCUGCUCGAGCAGUAUUUAAAGCAUACCAGGGCCGUCGAGGAAGAGAUCCAAGACCUGAUCUUCGAAGCCCAAGAGCUCCUACGGAUCCUACAGAAUCUAGACGACAGACUCGACGUCAUCGCCAUGAUAGCUCUACGCGACGGGUUUGCGGCCCAGGGCUCUAAAGACGAGCUCUUCGCGGCGCUGUGGACGAAGCUGGGUGGGAACAGGUCCAGCGUUCAUAAGUUGAACGAGCAGCUUAAAUUGCUUAAGCAGGUCUCGCAGUAUCGCAAGAUGGCGUGGGCGCAUGUGAGUACGACUAUUCUAAAGUUGCAGGCUAUUGCCGCGGGACUGGAGGAUCUCAGGGAGAGGGUCGCUGCGCCGGAGAUUGUGGGGACGAGCAAAGACACGCCACUGGAGAUACAUAUCGAGAGCAUACAGUUGGGUGUGGAGAGACUGGAGGCGCAGCGGUCAGAGGCGAGGAAGUUGGAGGGGGAUAACUAUCGGAGGGUACUGGAUAGAGCUGAGAGGAAUCUGGGCGAGGACAGAAUGAUUGACGGGGGAAGGAUUAGGAAGGGCCAUGAUAUCCAUCUUUAG